CAAGUUUCUUUUUUGUGAUACAAUCGCUCGCAAACAAUUAUUGUUGCUAAUAUGGCGGAUGAAAGCAUAACUCGAAUGAACUUAUCGGCCAUUAAGAAAAUUGAUCCUUACGCGAAGGAGAUAGUGGACUCGUCAUCUCAUGUAGCCUUUUACACGUUUAAUUCGCAGCAGAACGAGUGGGAGAAGACUGAUGUCGAAGGAGCAUUUUUCAUUUACCAUCGAAAUGCCGAGCCUUUCCAUAGCAUAUUUAUAAACAAUCGCCUAAACACGACAUCAUUUGUAGAGCCAAUUACUGGAAGCCUGGAGCUACAAUCGCAGCCUCCGUUUCUUCUGUACCGCAACGAGCGCUCGCGAAUUCGCGGCUUUUGGUUCUACAAUAGUGAGGAGUGCGACAGGAUCAGUAACCUAGUAAAUAGCUUACUGCAAAACAAAGAAAGUAAUGGACCACAUGCUCCAGCUGCGUCCGCAAACAAUUUGCUGUCGCAGUCGAAACCGGAAAAUGCCAGCAUAUUUAAUAUGCUUAGCAAGGCACAGCAAGAGUAUAAUGCAAAGCUAAACAUACCACAACAAAAUUCGGCCCAGCUUGAGAAUGCAACACCAUGCAACGUAUUGAAGUUUUUUGAAUCGGCAAAACAGGCAACAGCGGAUGCGUUUUUCAAUAGGGUGCAACAGCCUCUUUCGGUGGAUCAGUUGGAGAAGCAACAACGCGUAGCUACGCCCAGCGAGGGACAUAGCCAAGCCAGUGCUAGAGAAGUCGAUUUGGCUGGAUCCUCUGAGUGCCGUUUGUCUCCAUUCCAACAGGCAUCGGCAUCUGCAAUCAAUGUUAAUUCUGCAAACGCGUUGUUGCUGGGAAAGCCAAAAAUUGGCCAAAGUUUCGUAGACUCGAAUUCAUCCUUAUUUGCGGCUGAUGAAGCUGAGCAGUGCCUUAGGAGACUGCUUGUCGGUGAACAGUCCAGUGGUGACGCCAGGCCAGCGCUGAUGCCACCAACCAUGUUUGAUGCGCCGAAUGCUAAAUUGGAAACAGGAACGCACUCCCGGCAGCAGUCAGAGUCACACACCUUGAACUCAGCACAAUUCGUUCAAGCCUUCACUUAUUUAAUACAAAACGACAAAGAGUUUGUUAACAAAUUGCAUAAGGCUUAUUUGAAGAGCUGUUCCAAUGCACUUCUUGAUACAAGUAGAACAUAUCAAUAAAUAACUCUGCAUUGAAGCUACAGAAAUUA
Molecule: messenger RNA, 1223 nt
Organism: Scaptodrosophila lebanonensis
Lineage: Eukaryota; Metazoa; Arthropoda; Insecta; Diptera; Drosophilidae
Gene: DCP1
Exons: 1
Coding region: 52-1194 (380 amino acids)
Biological process (GO): deadenylation-dependent decapping of nuclear-transcribed mRNA; positive regulation of catalytic activity; deadenylation-independent decapping of nuclear-transcribed mRNA
Cellular component (GO): P-body
Molecular function (GO): enzyme activator activity; mRNA binding
Source: RefSeq, a predicted model, not a curated record